AAGAGAAAGAUCAGGCAGGGAAGAAAGCUUGAAUUCUUGAUGAGAGUAAUGGCGUUGCCGUCUGUCUGGAGCGUGAUGCGUGUGGCGAUCCCGUUCAUCUCGGUGGUUGGCCUGCUAAGUGUGAGGCUUGUGGGGGCCAACCAGGACUCUGGGAGUGUCAUUCCUGCAGAAAGUCGUCCCUGUGUUGACUGCCAUGCGUUUGAGUUCAUGCAGAGGGCGUUGCAGGAUUUAAAGAAGACAGUGUAUAAUCUAGACACACGGACAGAAACCCUCCUCCUGAGAGCAGAAAAGAGAGGCCUGUGUGAUUGCUUUCGUUCAAUACACUGA
Antrostomus carolinensis (chuck-will's-widow) is the source of this 327-nucleotide messenger RNA. Its product is annotated as neuropeptide-like protein C4orf48 homolog. NCBI's taxonomy places the organism in Eukaryota, Metazoa, Chordata, Aves, Caprimulgiformes, Caprimulgidae. The record is from RefSeq and is a predicted model, not a curated record. The transcript has 4 exons. Bases 40 to 327 code for a protein of 95 amino acids.